Molecule: messenger RNA, 466 nt
Organism: Sinocyclocheilus rhinocerous
Lineage: Eukaryota; Metazoa; Chordata; Actinopteri; Cypriniformes; Cyprinidae
Product: hemoglobin subunit beta-2-like
Exons: 2
Biological process (GO): oxygen transport; hydrogen peroxide catabolic process
Cellular component (GO): blood microparticle; haptoglobin-hemoglobin complex; hemoglobin complex
Molecular function (GO): haptoglobin binding; oxygen carrier activity; peroxidase activity
Source: RefSeq, a predicted model, not a curated record
AAACAUUGUUAGAAUUAACUACUUAGGUUUAGUCUUUGCAGAAGAGAAAAGUAGGCUAUGAUAUGCAUCUUUUGGGUGGACCUGGGUGAUCCAACCCACAAACAUGUCACCCAAUAGCCUGCCAAGGGGUGGAGUGAUGAAGCGCAUUUAAGUACCGCAAUGAAACUCUCUCUUCACAGCACUCUUUAGCUUCUGUUUAAGGCACUUUGUCUGAAUAUCUAAAGUCGGAAACAUGGUUGAAUGGACAGAAUUUGAGAGGGCCACCAUCCAGGACAUCUUCUCCAAGAUGAACUACGACGUCGUUGGUCCGCAAUCUCUGGCAAGAUGUCUUAUCGUUUACCCUUGGACCCAGCGGUACCUCGGCAACUUUGGAAACCUGUACAAUGCCGCUGCCAUCAUGGGAAACCCCAUGGUUGCUGCUCACGGUAAAGUCGUGCUGCAUGGCCUGGACAGAGCCGUGAAGAAC